GGCUAACUGGUAAGAUUGUUAGCACGCUCGCGUGUACAACGUGUCUAGAGCUAGCUCAUGGUUUGCCUUGAUUUUAUAGAUGACUGACCAAAAACACAUCUAAAGGGUUUAGGGAACAUUUCAUGCAUGUAACGACAUUGUGCAUGUCCCACCUCCCUUCCAGUGACAGCGCAUUGACCGCCUGAACAUGAAGGUAAAUAAAUUGGCUCCAGAAAAGGGGGCUAGGGCUUCCUCCCUGAAGUGGAGGAACACCAAGGCCCAACGCUGCACAACUCGCGUAAACUUAUCUGAACUCCCAUCGACCCCUGUUAUGGUCAAAAUGAUCAAGGAACACCAAGCAGCAGUAAAGAAGAAACCCAUAGUGAAAAGGCUGGAAAGGAAAGCCAUGACCCUUUCUGGAUCAAAAGAAAAGAAACACACUUCCUUUGAGUCUGAGAAGACGUAUCCAAAUACUAACGGGAAAUCGGAAGUUACAAUGAACAUUGAUGCUGUUGACUGGCAAGAAUGGAGUACCAAUGGCAAGAGCUCACUUGGGAAUGGUGAGAAGUCCGCGGAUGGCGUAGAGACUGUGAGCUCCGGGCGCUUGGAGGGAGAAUCUUUUCAUUGCUGCGCAGAGAGAGAUGAAGACCGGAAUCAUGCAGUGCUUGUCAUGCAAAAGUCUCAGACGCUGUGUUUCCGAGGAAAGUGCCUUCUGACCUGCCUAUACGGGCGCGUUGAGGUGAUGGGGUUCACCAUCGAAGAAGGCCAGCAGCCGUAUCCCCUCUUCUCUCCGGCCUCUCACUGCCCGCUGACGGUAACCGCGCUGGGAAGCACCGAUGAUGCCCGAGACGAGGGCAUGGAAGCCACGGCGAUCCUCCGCAAGUAUCUCACGCCCGCAUCACAGAUAAGGCUUUUGCGAAGAAUCAACCUAAACUCAUCUGUGAUCCUUCUGGAGCCCAUGGAGACCUCUCUGACCCGCUUCCUUUGUAGCUUCCCAGAUCUCAGUGAACUGUUCAGUCCCCCUGUGAGUGAGCUCAUGUCGGCGGUGCUGGACACGCCCCUCAACGGGCUGGGUAUGAUCCCCCUGGUCAGUGACGUGGAAGGCCUGAGAAUGUCCAAGAGCUACAGAGAGGCCCUCAACACGGUGGUUAGCGCUUGCAGAGACGACGGGGAUGGUUGCGUGGUGGUCCUUGUAUGUGGAACUAAGAACGUAGGGAAGUCCACCUUUAUCCGAGUCCUCCUCAAUACUUUGCUCAAUCACACUACGGGUAUAGACUACUUGGAGGGCGACCUGGGACAGACUGAGUUCACCCCGUCAGGCUGCCUUUCCCUGUCCACCGUGACUGAGCCUCUCUUGGGUCCUCCCUUCACACACCAGCGCACGCCAGAACACAUGAUCUACUACGGCCAGACGUCCUGCGACUCGGACCUGGACCGCUACCUCGAGUCCAUGAAGUCCCUUUGGAGCAGGCGUCCCCAGAGCCGGGACACUCCCGUGGUCAUCAACACCAUGGGCUGGGUCAAAGGCUUCGGGUUCCAGAUGCUGGUGGACGUGCUCCGCCUGCUGCCCGUGACCCACGUGGUCCAGCUGGGCCACAGCGAGUCCAUGCACUGUGCCACGCUCACGCCGGACUUGCUGCAGACGGUGCAGGGCUACCUCACCAAGCCCCCGGCGCACACGGCCAUGGACGAGUUCACGGAGGGCCACAGCCCCGCCCGCACCUACGCCCACCUGGCCGUGCAGUCCGCCUUCCAGGGCGUGGGGCGCCAGGGAGCAUCGAAACACCAGCGUAGCAAUGAACUCCGAGAGCUCUCUCUGCUAGCUUACCUGAGUCAACUCCAAGAAGCUCACCAAGGGCCCGUCAGGCAGCUGAACUGCCUCACCCCCUACCAGGUCCCUCACACAGCUGUGGCUAUCGGUGUGACCCACUGCGAGGUGGCCCCCAGCCACGUGCUGUAUGCCGCCAACGGCAGCCUGGUGGGGCUGUGCUGCCUGCCGGAGAAGGUGACGAGCCGGGGAGGCCCGGUGGUCCUCUCCCAUGCGCCCCUCUGCCCCUGUGUGGGCUUCGGUGUGCUCCGGGGAAUCGACAUGGCGCGAGGCCUGUACUUCCUACUCACCCCUGUGGACCCCUCCAUCCUCCGCAACGUCAACUGUCUCCUCCUGGGGGCCAUCACCCUGCCCUCCUGCAUCCUCACAACACAGUCUGGUCGCGAAGAAGAGAAGCCAUAUGUCACCACGGACUACAGUUUUGAUCUGACCGGAGCAGGGAAGAUGCGCGUCUUCAAAGGCAUUGUACGGCCCGGUCAAGUGGGGAAGUAGCGACUGCAGAGACACAUCAGUUUGUUGACUCUCUGUCCUUGUUUAAAGACUUGUUGCAGCAAGCUUCCACUUGACAGAGCUGAGAUUCUGCUGAACUGAGGGAGGGGAUACUGUGAAAGAAGGUCCGUCAUUGGUGGAGCGUGGAUUGCUCCUUCCUAUUAAUGGAUGUCCCGACAAGUACUGUGGAGAGAACAGAUAGUGAAAUGAAUGACACUGGGUUCCCCUUCUCCCUUUCAAGACAAAACCUAAGCAAGCAUUUACAGUUUUACAUUUCAUGUCAUCGUUCAAUGGCAUUCCAAGCAGAUACUUAAUAUUUGUUACAACAUUAAAAGUGAAAUUCCUUGUUUUUCAAA
Gadus macrocephalus (Pacific cod) is the source of this 2652-nucleotide messenger RNA. RefSeq names its product nucleolar protein 9 (gene nol9). The transcript has 13 exons. Gene Ontology annotation, biological process: cleavage in ITS2 between 5.8S rRNA and LSU-rRNA of tricistronic rRNA transcript (SSU-rRNA, 5.8S rRNA, LSU-rRNA). The record is from RefSeq and is a predicted model, not a curated record. Gene Ontology annotation, cellular component: nucleus. Gene Ontology annotation, molecular function: polynucleotide 5'-hydroxyl-kinase activity. NCBI's taxonomy places the organism in Eukaryota, Metazoa, Chordata, Actinopteri, Gadiformes, Gadidae. The coding region runs from base 188 to 2299 and encodes 703 amino acids.